UGUAAACAAAGCUGACAGCUGUUCAGUUAGUUGUUAACUACAUAUGAAUGGAUGCUGAGCCAGUCGUGUAAAGGCUAUUUCUUCGCCCUAUCUAUCAAUUACAGCAAACCGUUUUCUUUUAUAAAGAGAUCGUCUCGCCGAGAGAGAUAUUGUUCCGAGCGUUUGUACAACAAGCUAACGUUAGCUGCCUUCCGUUUUCUCGUUAGGGAAGAGCUAACGUUUGCACAAGGACGUUAGAGCCUAGCGUUAACGCCUGCGAGGUUAACGUUAAAUCGAUUAUUAUUGUCCCGAAUUGAACGGAUAGUGAGCCACAUCCGUGCCCGAUUCUUGCGUGUUGUUUUUGUGCUUUUGCUUCAUUUGCUGUCGGGGGGCAGACAGAGCGAGAGAGUUCGUUCAUUUUAGCAGGACAACAAUGUCUACAUCCAACGCUAAUUUCAAAAACAAGUGUGUGACACAGGUGAACUGCAUCUUUUGCGAUAGUCUGCUCUGCACGAGAGGCAUGAAAGCAGUGCUUCUUGCAGACACCGAAGUUGAGCUCUUUUCGACUGAUAUACCUCCCAAUAGAACUGUUGACUUUGUGGCCAGCUGCUACUCUACUGAAAGCUGCAAAUGCAAACUGAGAGACAUCGCAUGUCUCAAGUGUGGAAACGUUGUGGGCUAUCACGUUGUGGCCCCCUGUAAACCCUGCCUGCUUUCCUGUAACAACGGCCAUUUCUGGAUGUUCAACAGUGAUGCCGUAUCUACUCUCAACAGGCUGGAUUCGACAGGUCUCAAUCUGCUCCUGUGGGGAGAUCUUCCCGAGUUGGAUGAUAGCGAGAAUGAAGAAUCAGAAACCCCAUCAGAGGAGGAGUGCAUUAGGUAGAGAGGGAAACAGACAAUGUGAGAGACCCAGAGGGCCAGGAUUUGAGAGGCGGAGCUACAAGUGUGCAUAAACCAUGCUGAGAUGAGAGAGAAACGAGAAUCCGUAAAGGGUAAUUGAACACUGAAUUCUGCACAGGGCAGAAAGGUGCUGCUCUACUGCUCUGCAUGGGUUGGGAUGUUAAACCAUGGUGCAUUUCUAUCCACACCCCAAACAGUGAUGCCAGAGCAGGUGUUUUGCAUUUGACAGCUGAUGGAAGACACCUGCUUUGACAUCCCUGACUAAGGUGUGGGCAUAAAUACACCAUUCUCCACGGUUUUAAGUUGUAAGUAAGAAGUUUUUGGCCCUAUGUCAUUUGGUGGUGAAUUACCCUUUACAGUGUGACCAUGCCUUUCCUCAUCACUUUUCACUGUUAAAAGCACAGACACACACUUGCACAGUCACACAGAUUCUUUUCUCUCUUUUUUUUCUUCUCCUUUUUGUAUAUUUGCGUGGGCUAUUGUAAAGCAUGUGGCUGAAGUAGACUGAAAAUAACAGACAAACUAGACUCCUUAAUCUAGUGCGUUCUACUUUUCAUUAGAGUCUCCACUGAGCUCAUGGUUUUUAUCGGCCUCUUGAGAAGUUGGGAGCGUGGUGUGAUAAGUCAAUGGAACUUACCAGUGAGUGCUGUGCUUUCUGAUAAGAUGACGACAAUUGGCUUACCUUCAUUUUAAUGGCAGUUCUACAGUAAUCUGUGCAUUGAAUAUACUGUGAUAAGCAAAAACGCGCAUUAACAGUCAUGUCUUAAAGGCUUCUACUCUCUCUGUGUGGCUGGGUGCUGACUGAAAGUUUGAGUGCUUUUUGAUUCCGGUGUAUUGGAGAAAUAGCACAAAUAUUGAAUGAUAUAUAUCCUUCCUUGCUUUUUAAGGGCAUAUUGGAUUUAGGUUACCUUACAAUCUAACAUAAUAUAAAAGAUAUGUUUUGAUAUGCUAAUAUAGUGUUCGUUAUACACCUGAUUGCAGCAGUACAUGUUUAACACCCAGAUGAAUCUGACUGCAGUAGUGACCGAUACUAACAUGCUAACUUAUGCAUAGUGUGUGCUUCCACAAAGGCCCGGAGCAGCCGAAUUUAAAGUCCUACUUGUGUCAAGAGGAAAAAGAUACUGGAUCGAUGAUAUAAGGAAGCUUAAAUGGAAAAUAACAACGGUGUACUUUUAUGCCACUCCACAGUUUUUCAAUGUGGAUUAUUAAGCAAAAUUAUGGAAACAGUUCUAAAUGGAUUUCAGUGUCCAUGCUUUGUUUUUGUGACACAUCUAUUCAGUUUUAUGUAGCAGCAUAAUUGUAGCACCAGAAGCGAAGAAAAGAUCAAUUCCAAAGAAUCAUGGAACAUUUCAACAUUAAACUUACAGACUGGCUACCAUGCUAAAUAAGAUAGUUAUGAGAUUUUUGGCCAGUUUAUAAAAUAGUAUUUCACAUUUUUAAGUCAUUUGAGGUGAAGUUAGGCUUAAGUCAGUGCAGCUGGCCAUAAAACUCUCAACCCUUGUUAUUCCAUUGGCCUUACUGAUGCUGUCAGUAAGUCAGUUUGUUACUGACAAAGAACCUUUGUUGAGCUGUAGACUCGAGGUUGGUGCUGUAUGUUAGUUGGUCAUCGCUAAAUGACCGGGCCUUCUCAUCAGCCUGUUGUGCCAGACAACCAAGUCAAGCUUCAGCAUCCUCCAGUCACAAGGGCCGUAACUCAAAUCAGUCCUUUUUUUCGGCUGUGCCAUCCUCAAGCUAUUGUUAUUGUUUCACUGCUGUGCCCUGCUAAUACUAUGAUCCUGUCUUAAAGUAACAGUCUUUCUCUAAGCGAAUGAGUUUUGCCUGUAUUGUCGGCAUUGUUGAGGAAGCCAACGUAGAAUGUCGCUUCUUUCGUGGAGCAGAUGGAUUAUGGAAGUUGGUCGUUUUUUGUUUUUUUUUUUAAUCUGUAAUUGGCCUCUGUGUUUAUCUAUGCUAUAGCCUUUAGUUGUGGAAAAACACACAUAUAGGAGGAAAACUUUGUCCACAAUUUCACGUCCUUCACCUUAAAAGUUAUAACUGACAGUCUGCUACACUUGCACACCAAAUACGGUCUUAUAUGAUAAACUGAUAGGAUACAGUGCAUCAGUUAGGUAUUUAUUAAAUCCACAAACCAAAUAUCAAUAACCACAUACUUCCUUUUUGUUUACAGACUUUGUUUACAGAUACGUUGGUUUGUAAUGUGCUAUGGUACUUAUGUUUUUGUUCAUGUAUUUAAUAUUUCAUUUGUGACGUAGUGCUUUGUUUUGUACAUUAAAAGAUUGGAUGUGUACAGUUUUACCUCAAGGGGGUAUCACUUGCGAGCUUCCUCUGGCUAGGACAAUUGUCAAAAUGAUAAUCAAAAGAAUUAUUUAAAUGGCUGUUUCUGACGUGAAUAACUUUGAUUAACAUGCCCUGCUGAAAAUGUAUAUUUUGGAAUUGCACUGAAACUGCAUUGGUAGUUUGAAAAAAUGAUUUGUUGUUUUGUAUGCUUGUUAAAUUAAUAAACUUUUUUUUU
Toxotes jaculatrix (banded archerfish) is the source of this 3388-nucleotide messenger RNA. RefSeq names its product family with sequence similarity 72 member A (gene fam72a). NCBI's taxonomy places the organism in Eukaryota, Metazoa, Chordata, Actinopteri, Toxotidae. Gene Ontology annotation, cellular component: cytosol. Bases 413 to 862 code for a protein of 149 amino acids. The record is from RefSeq and is a predicted model, not a curated record. The transcript is spliced from 4 exons.